Oncorhynchus mykiss (rainbow trout) is the source of this 4150-nucleotide messenger RNA. RefSeq names its product protein phosphatase EYA3. The record is from RefSeq and is a predicted model, not a curated record. Gene Ontology annotation, cellular component: nucleus. Gene Ontology annotation, molecular function: protein tyrosine phosphatase activity. Gene Ontology annotation, biological process: negative regulation of extrinsic apoptotic signaling pathway in absence of ligand; cell differentiation; multicellular organism development. Lineage: Eukaryota; Metazoa; Chordata; Actinopteri; Salmoniformes; Salmonidae.
CCGGUCUAGAUUGAAUCCUCAGGGUGAACCACACGCGUGCGUACGGCGUGCCAUAAACAGUAAACACUUCCUGCCAAAUAGUGGUCCCUAACAACAGACAAAGCGGUGUGGAAUCAAUACGAAGCCAUUCAACAACAACAACAACAACAAAAAACACAUUACCCCAAUGCAGUGUCCAGACAGCCUCCCCAAGAAGUAGAGAGUAGAGACAUGUCAGGAGGAAGUGGCUCAGCGCAUAUGGACGACUCGCAGGACCUGCCUGACUUGCCGACCAAGAAGGCCAGACAUGAGCUGGACGUUGGACUGAACCAAGAGCCAAGGGGACUACGUGAUGACCAGAUCCCUCCUACUCUCUUCGGCUCAGGAGAUCAGGACAAUUCAUACUCUACGUUGUCUAAUGCCCAGCUUGAUGGAGCGGUGGCCAGCAGAGCGCUCACCACAACAACAGCCUCUGAAUAUAACUCCCACAUCUACCAAGGAAGCAGACCAGCAGUCACAGCCUACACCACCAGCCAGGGUGCCUUUCCUCCUCUGGCCCAGGCCACAGUCUACACUGCCUUCCCUCAGGCAGGACAGACCCAGGCUACAGUCUACACUGCCUUCCCUCAGGCAGGACAGACCCAGGCUACAGUCUACACUGCCUUCCCCCAAGCAGGACAGACCUACGGCCUCCCACCAUUUGGUGCUAUGUGGCCAGGUAUUAAGUCAGAGACUGGGCUGCCUGAUGCAGCACACUCUGUUGGCCAGCCUGGGUUCCUCAGCUUCAGGUCAGCAUAUACCCCAACCCAGCCAGACCCAGGCCAUGUGCACUGCUCAUACCCCAGCCAAGGCUCCAGUUUCACUACAUCCAGUGUGUACACUAACAUCCCCUCUGCUUCCGCAGCUACAGAGGCUCACCAGGAGUUCAGCAGCUAUAACGUCAACUCUCUGGGCCAGACCCAGUUCCCUCAGUACUACGCCCCGCCCCUUAGCUACCUCCCCGCCGGGCUGCCCAAUAGCGAAGAGAAUGGAUCCAGUAUGGGUGUGGCCGGGUAUCCAGCUAUAAAGACUGAGGGCAGUGCCUUGGCUGGACUGCCCAGCACUACAGAUGCAUGCCCACGUGAGAACCUCCCGACCGGCGUAGCCCUGCCUACAGGUGUGGCCCUCCCCAUGGGGGCCCUGGACCAGGAUGAGGCGGGGAGGAGGAACCCUGCUGGGAAGGCCAAGGGGAAGGUCAAGAAAUCAGACAGCAACCAGCCUACUGACGCUGACCUGGAGCGAAUCUUUCUGUGGGAUCUGGAUGAAACCAUCAUCAUUUUCCACUCUCUGCUCACUGGGUCCUUCUCUCAGAAGUUUGGCAAGGACUCUGACACUGUGCUGAACCUGGGCCUUCAGAUGGAGGAGCUGAUCUUUGACCUGGCAGACACACACCUCUUCUUCAAUGACCUGGAGGAGUGUGAUCAGGUUCAUGUUGAAGACGUGGCCUCUGAUGACAACGGACAGGAUCUGAGCGCCUACAACUUCCUAGCGGAUGGCUUCCACAACCCCAGUGGUGUAGGCGCCGCCACAGGAGUCCAGGGCGGGGUGGAGUGGAUGAGGAAACUGGCCUUCCGUUAUCGUCGCCUGAAGGAGAUCUACAACGGAUACAAAGGGAACGUGGGAGGCCUGCUGAGUCCCAUGAAGAGGGAGCUGCUCCUCCGGCUCCAGUCUGAGAUGGAGAAUAUGACGGACGCCUGGCUCAGCACAGCACUCAAAUCCUUGCUGCUUAUCCAGUCCAGGUCAGCACAGGGUAAGUGUAUGAAUGUCCUGGUGACGACCACCCAGCUGGUGCCUGCUCUGGCCAAAGUGUUGCUCUAUGGUCUUGGGGAUGUCUUCCCCAUAGAGAACAUCUACAGCGCUACCAAGAUAGGGAAAGAGAGCUGCUUCGAGCGCAUCGUCUCUCGCUUUGGGAAGAAUGUGACCUAUGUGGUGAUUGGAGACGGCCGUGAUGAGGAAUUCGCGGCAAAACAGCACAACAUGCCUUUCUGGCGUAUCACCACCCACGGGGACCUGGUAUCCCUCCAUCAAGCCCUGGAACUAGACUUCCUGUAGAACGGAAGGAAUGGAGGUUACGACACAAAGGGAAAGGAAACUUGGUCGGUGUGGGCCAACCCCUCUGUUCGCUUGUGGAGUGACAUUAUAAGCUGAGUGUCCUCAGCUCCACACCAGCCCUCAAACUCACACGCCCUUUACACACUUGCUGGCUGUAGUGUGUCGCUCUUUUCCCCGUGUGAUGGCCGUGGACUGAUCUGAGGUGGACUUUGGGGUGUCAGUGGCUGGGAAGCAGACUGGACAGACAGACCUACUCUCUGAUGUAGAGCUCCUCCCAAGCAACACUCUCCAUAUGGCAGCUAUCCUCCAAAGACUGAGCCUGAUCACUGGGGCAUAGCAGCAGCGACCGACCGACCGACGCCGACAGGCAGGACAUGACUAAAAAUGAAGAAGACCAUUCCCAUAUCUCUCUCUGAAGUGUCUGUAGUCUCUGGCUCCACAACCCACAGGCUGUUUCUCUCUCUGUUCUCUCUCUGGGGUUGCAUCCAAAAUGGCACCCUAUUCCCUAUGUAGUGCACUACAUUUGAUAGGGCCUAGUGCUCUCAUCAAAAAUGGUGCACUACAUAGGGAAAAGGGUUCCAUUUGGGACGCCGCCUCUUGUUAGUGGAUCGACUAAAGCAAAAGGUCUUGCAGCCCUGUCUGGCAUCCCGGACAGACCCUUCUGGUUGUUUAGACCUUUUACACUUUUUUACUAUUUUUCCAAAUUCUCUUUCUGUAGGGUAGCUGAAAGUAUAAUAUCACUUCGAAUGUUUUUUUUAUCAUUUGUGUUUUUAAAAGGUUGUUUUGCAUUCCAAAUGACUUGAGGGUAUCAUUGAUGAGGGUCGGUAAUCAUUUUAGUCUUUUCAAAGCCAAUGAUUCGAUGACUACUAUAAGAAUGACCUUCAAUUGACCUUCUGGAUGUAACCUUUCCACUAACAGUACUGACGUUUUCUCCAUAGACACCUCCGCUGUCCUGACCUCUCCACUGUGUCACGGGCUUCAACAGCCUAACUGUGCUCUUUUUUACAUAAACUGAUGUGUGGUCAGAAUGACUCAAUGACGACCCUAACAAACCUGUAUUCCACUGCAUGGUUUCAAGGACGCCAGGUUACUAUGUAGUUAAUCAUAAGAACAGCCAAACCAGGCGUUUUCUGUGAGAAACAGCCAAACCAGGCGUUUUCUGUGAGAAACAGCCAAACCAGGCGUUUUCUGUGAGAAACAGCCGAACCAGGCCUUUCUGUGAGAAACAGCCGAACCAGGCCUUUCUGUGAGAAACAGCCGAACCAGGCCUUUCUGUGAGAAACAGCCGAACCAGGCCUUUCUGUCAGAAACAGCCGAACCAGGCCUUUCCUGUGAGAAACAGCCGAACCAGGCCUUUCUGUGAGAAACAGCCGAACCAGGCCUUUCUGUGAGAAACAGCCGAACCAGGCCUUUCUGUGAGAAACAGCCGAACCAGGCCUUUUCUAUACAUUUACAUCUAAGUAACCAAGGAUGGGCCCUCAAAACAAUGUGCAUCUUCAUCAGCGUGACGCAUGUGUGAACAUGUCCACAUAACCUGUGGAAGAAACCCUCCCCUUGGAGGAGCUGUUCCUCAGAGCACAACCCUGCAUGUCUUUGAAUUCCUGCAAAAGAGACUUGACAAUGAGGAUUUUUAAAAGCAGUUGGCUGGAAGGGACGGCAAAUCGCACAAUACAGUCACACGCGUUAUAUUAGAUACAGUGGAGAAUUGUUAUCUGUUAUUGUUCAAUACUGGAAAUGAUGUUAAGACCAAGAAGUCACGGGAGAUUUGUCUGGCCAAGCAGGUCCAGAUUUCCUCACAACACGACAGAUAAUUUGCAUCACAGAGAUCACGUGUUGUCAUUGAUAAAUGGAAAUGUUUCUGUGUCUCUGUUGUAGAAUCGAUCUCUAGUUGAUUUUCCUCCAUUUGAAUCGUGAGGGUCACACAAAACUCCAUUAUUUCAUAGUGGGGGUUUAUUGGGACCUUCUAAAUGUACUAUUGAUUGUACGGGACCGGCUGCCCAAACAAUAUUGGCCUACUGCCACUGUGUGCAGUGUACAGUCAGUCUACCCUUGUCAUUAUAAAUAUUGGGAAAAACACCAG